AGAAAAGAAAAAAAAUUCAAACGCCAACCAACUCAGCGCACCGAAGCCUCCGCCCCGCCGCCGGCAAGAUGUCCAAGGCCGCCGCCGCGGCGUCGCUCCCGCCGCCGCCGCCGGAGGUGGCGCACCUCGUGGAGCAGCUGCAGCGCCACCACCUCGCACCCGACGCCUCCCUCCUCUCCACCUCCGCACACUCCGACCUCCUCCAGGCGCGAGAGGAGGUCGCGGCGGAGCGCGCGCGGUACCUCGAGGCCCUGGCGGUGUACGCGGAGGCGAUGGCCAUGGUGGAGGAGUACCAGCACGCGACCGCCGCCGGCAGCGCCGGCGCCGGCAAGAAGCUCAAUUGCUCCCCGCAGGUGUACGAGUCUCUGGAACACCAUUUGGCGGUUGCGGAGGCGGCACAGAGGUUGAGGCUCCCGCUGCUCUCGCAGGACGGGGAGGUGCAUGAGGAGGAGAUAGAGAAGCUGAGCACAUUGUCAAGGACAUCGUUCGACAGCACCGUGACAAGCGCCACACACAGCUCAACCUCAAUCUCAACUAGCUACAAUAAUUACAGCAGCACCGGUAGCGCGUUGACUGCUGCUGCUGGUUCGGAGCUCGUUGAUCCUGGAGCUGGUGGCGUUCCCGAUCGGUUUCUUGGAAUUACAUCUGAUUAUCUCUAUCAGGUGCAGCAACAGCAGCCGGCCAUGACUGUGGACAUGGUUGAUUAUCAGAGAACAGUGGCCAGAGAGAUUGAGGCACGGUUAGAAGCCAAAUGUGACGCUUUAGCUGAUCUUUUUGCAAUGGAUGAAAGGGAUUCAUCAUCCAUCAAUCAGAUUUCAAGUGCCAGGCUGCCAGAAAGGGUGAAAUUAAUUAUCGAAGAGAUAGAAAAGGAAGAAUCUCUUCUGUUGGAGGAUCUUGCUUCGAUGGACAGGAAAUUUGCUGAACACUAUAAUGUUCUGGAGCAAAUUCUUGCUGUACUUAUACAGUUUGUUAAAGAUAAGAAGUUGGAACACCAACACCAAUAUGAUGAUGUGAAGAAGACCUGGCUUAUUAAGAGAUGUCGUACGAUGAAUGCUAAACUAAGCUAUCUGGAGCACCAUCUCUUGCGUGACACCUACACUAAGGAAACAGUACCUGCUCUGCACAGGAUCAGAAAGUAUCUUGUGGAGGCAACAAAAGAAGCAUCCAAUUCCUAUAAUGAAGCGGUCUCACGACUCCGUGAGUAUCAAGGUGUAGACCCGCACUUUGAUGUAAUUGCGAGGCAGUACCAUGAGAUUGUAAAGAAACUGGAGGGCAUGCAGUGGACGAUCCAUCAGGUCGAGAUGGACCUGAAACCGGCUUCAUCAUGAUCACGCAGGUGUCCAGUUACUUUCGGAGAAGAGAUAUGAGAUAUCUCGUGUCUGUCACCAGAAACAGAAUGCCCAGGUUCCCAAGACGCUAGUUUCAUUCGAAUUUGUUGUCUCACGAUUGCAGUAAAGCUUCACCCGAGCGCUCGGCGUAUAUACGGCGCUGGUGGUUGUUGGUUUAACGUGUAUGUAUUAUGUGUGUGUUCUGUUCUAGGUAUAGAGAACAAUUCAUGCAUGGAUCAAGCGCCAUGGGUCUCAUUUGAACUUGGAAUCGAGCUUUGCUCAGAGAAGUAUAUCCGUGUGUUCGUUCAAUGUAGUCUGUUGGAUUCAGAGCAGCAGGCAAGCCUGGGGAAACUUGACAUCUUCUUUUCUUCUUCAGUUACUGUCGCCAAGUGCUGGACAACAGCGAUUCAGAAACUGAGCUGCUUUGAGCAAACAGCGAUUCAGAAACAUGUGGAAAGAGUGCAGGAGAAGAGCAUCACGUAGCCGCCACUAUUUUUGUUGGCUGGGAGAGUUGCAGCUGUGAUCCGUCAUAUUUAAGCUGCCGCUCUGUCUGUAUAUAUGUAUCCACAGGCCAUCGACACGACACCGUUUGCAGUUGAGAUGCAGUGUCGUCACUUGUUUGCUUUCCUGCACAAGGACUUUUUGCGUUUGGUAAAGCGGCGGCUCUUCGAAAAGACCUAUUCCUUUUUUCUAAUAAUAAAGAAAUAGCCAUUUACUUCA
Molecule: messenger RNA, 2048 nt
Organism: Brachypodium distachyon (stiff brome)
Lineage: Eukaryota; Viridiplantae; Streptophyta; Magnoliopsida; Poales; Poaceae
Product: AUGMIN subunit 4
Exons: 13
Coding region: 69-1328 (419 amino acids)
Biological process (GO): spindle assembly
Cellular component (GO): HAUS complex
Molecular function (GO): microtubule minus-end binding
Source: RefSeq, a predicted model, not a curated record